AUGCUUUCCCCCCCUGCAGUCUACGCCCCUCUGGCCCCCGGGUACCCCUCAGCAGUGGCAGCUAUGAGGGCGGGCUACGGCGCCAUCGAGCACCUCCUCGCCGAUGCCAACCCCGCCAACCAAGGCCUCGCCGUCUCCCUCCCCACCCUUGUCGUUGGCGGCGGCUACCUCGGCGACUGCGCCCCUGCUGCCUCCAACUACCGCUGGUUCUUUAAAGCGGCUGGUUCAGAGAGGCCUUCAACUCUCUCUCUUCCAACCCCCUCGUCUUCCCCCCUCUCUCCCCCUGCAGUCUAUGCGCCGCUGGCCCCCGGGUACCCCUCAGCAGUGGCAGCUAUGAGGGCGGGCAACAGUGCCAUCGAGCACCUCCUUGCCGAUGCCAACCCUGCCAACCAAGGACUCGCCGUCUCCCUCCCCACCCUUGUCGUUGGCGGCGGCUACCCCGGCGACUGCGCCCCUGCUGCCUCCAACUACCGCUGGUUCUUUAAAGAAGCUGGCAACCCUAGCUGGGAGGUUGUGCUGCGAGACGCGGGGCAUUUCCAGUUUUUAGACUCGCCGCCGGUGCUGCAGGCGGCUGUGUGUGGGCUGGGCCCAGCCAGGGAUGAGGAUGUGAGGCGGGCCACGAGGGCGUGUAUUGCCGCGUGGGGCCAUGCGACUGUGCCCAGGCAGAGGGGGAAGACGGUGGGUGGGGGUGGGAGAGGGGCGGUGCCGCAGCAGGGAGGGGGAGAUGGGGGAGUGGGAGGGGAGGAAGAGGGUUGCAUCAGCAUUGGCGGGAGGUGCGGUGGCAGUGGCAGCGGUGGGACGAGCGGGACCAGUGACGAUAUGGACGCCGCUGCAGCUGAUAGCUGGAGAGCGGGUGCAGGAAGGGAGAAGGGGCCGGCGCAGGCGCCUGCUCAGGCUCCUGCUCCCGCUUUGACCCCGUUGACUCCGUUGACUGCGGGGGAGAACCUGGAGGCCCCUGUGUCGGAUAGGAAGGAUGAGCUGGAGGCCAUGAUGGUUUCAGUUGCUGCUGAGCUAGCAGCGGAAAUAGGAGAGGAUAAGCUGAUUCGCUCAGAAGACCUGCGAUCGGCCGUUGCAGAUGCUGUGGAUAGGGCCUAUGAGAAGGCAGUGCGGGAGGCAGUGCAGCAGCGUACAGAGCUGGAGGAGGGUGUGAGGGAGGCGGAGCAACAGCUGUACGACCUGUUGGGGCCCGAUGCAGAGUGCCUCGUGGCUCCCCAUGCCCUGCCACUGCAAGAGCGGCUGGAUGUCAACCUUUCCCACCUGCACCAGCUGGAAUCCGUGAGUGCUUUGAUACAACAAACCCACGCCCUGCACCUGGUGACUCUGACUCCCCGCGCCCUGCCACUGCUGGCAUCCUCUCCCACCCACCCAACCGCCUCGGCUCCGUUCCGUGUGCCACCCCUCCCACUUUUCUCCCUCUUUCUUUCCACUUUUCCCCACUUUCCUCCCAUUUUCCUCCCUCCUUCCUCCCACUUCUCUCCCUCCUUCCUCCCAUAUCCCUCCGGUGAGCCAAGGGAGGAGGGCAAGGAGUGGCUGGGAGGGCUGGUGGUGCUGGCAAAGCUGAGGCAGCGACUUAUCUGCCUGCGCUCAUCGCUGCACCUGUCUUUCGAGAUUUCCCCGAAUCCCUUCCUCUUUCCUCCAUUUGUACCCCUCCAUUCUGCAGCAAAGGGAGGAGGGCAAGGGGUGGCUGGGGGGCCUGGUGGUUCCGGCGAAGCUGAGGAGGAAACUCAUCUGCCUGCGCUCCUCGCUCAAAGGCAGGAGGGGAAGGGGUGGCUGGGCGGGCUGGUGGUGCUGGCGGAGCUGAGGAGCCGUCUCAUCUGCCUGCGCUCCUCGCUGCACCUGCCGUUUGAGAGUCUCAAAAGUCCUUCCUCUUUCCCUUUGUCCUCCCAUAUUCCUCCUGUGCAGCAAAGGCAGGAGGGGAAGGGGUGGCUGGGCGGGCUGGUGGUGCUGGCGGAGCUGAGGAGCCGUCUCAUCUCCCUGCGCUCCUCGCUGCACCUGCCGUUUGAGAGUCUCAAAAGUCCUUCCUCUUUCCCUUUGUCCUCCCAUAUUCCUCCUGUGCAGCAAAGGCAGGAGGGGAAGGGGUGGCUGGGCGGGCUGGUGGUGCUGGCGGAGCUGAGGAGCCGUCUCAUCUGCCUGCGCUCCUCGCUGCACCUGCCGUUUGAGAGUCUCAAAAGUCCUUCCUCUUUCCCUUUGUCCUCCCAUAUUCCUCCGGUGCAGCAAAGGCAGGAGGGGAAGGGGUGGCUGGGCGGGCUGGUGGUGCUGGCGGAGCUGAGGAGCCGUCUCAUCUCCCUGCGCUCCUCGCUGCACCUGCCACCACCAGAGAGCGAUGCUGACACGCAGGACGUCCCUUCUCCCCGCCCCCACUCUCCCCCUUCUUUCCGCCACCCCCUCUCCCCCUCCGUCCGCCCCCUCACUCACUCCUCCACGUCCCUCCUCUCCUCCUCUCGCUCCGCAUCUAAUCUCCUCCGCUCGACCACCCCCCCUCACACACCACGCUCUCAGCGCUCCAACCGAAGCAACAGGGACGGCGUUAGUGAUAGAGGCACUGGGUGGUUGAGGAGCAGCGGUGCUGGUGCUGGGGCAGCUACUGCUACCACUGUUGCUGCGAGAUCAGCUGCCAUUACUGUUGCUGCUAAACCGGCCCCUAGUGCUGCUCUCGUUACACGCAGCUUAAGCUCCCCCUCUGCUUCUAUGUCACUGGCCGACGUUGUUUCCUUAACCCAUCAUUCGUCUAACGAGGAUGGCUCUCUAAGUGUGGGAGCAGGAGUAGGAGGUAAUGUGAUAUCGCAUCCUCCCUCCCUCAAGCUGUCCUUACUUUAUGGUGGCCUAUCCUCAGCGUAUUUCCAGCAGAUAGAGGCUGACGUGGUGAAGCAUGCAGACGCCAUCUGGCAGGCGAAGGCUGACCUGGAGGCCUUCCAGACCACCGAUUUCGAAGAGCUGGUGGCGUUUCGAGCCAAGAUAGAGUCGCUUCUCCAAGACUUGACGGACGAGACUCAGGUGCUACAACGAUUUGAGGGCUUCCCCAGCAGCAAGCUGGAGCUGCUGCGAGCGUCGGCAUCGCUGCACUCGCGCCUCUCCGCCCUCUCCCGCGACCUGCUCUCUGCGGUGCCCAUGAGCAACAACGACAGGGGAGGGACGCCCGGUGCUGGUGGAGGUGCUGCUGGUACUGCUGGUGCUGCAGCUCCGGCGUCAGUGGCAGCGGUGGGAGUGUGUUUGGACCGGUGCGAGCGGCUGUUUGAUCGCGUCCGGAGGGAGGUGGAGGCAGUAGAGAGGAGCAGGGAGGAGGACGCUAAAAAGUUUGCAGCGCAGCGGCUGCCGUACAGCGGUGGUGCCAUCGAGAGGGUGAAGGCGGCUGCGGUGCGCCUCUCCUCUCGCCUCUUGGAGCUGUCAGCUCAGGAGAGCAUGAAGCUGAGGGCAUCAGUGGAGCCGGUGGAUGGGCGCAUUCCUGUGGCGUCAGUGGAGCUGGUGGAUGGGCGCAUCCCCGUGUACGAUGUGCCGCGAGUCAAGGCGGGCCUGUUUCUUCUCUGGCGCUGCUUCCAGUUCGCAUUCCGGGCAUACAAUUUUGCAGGCGGACAGGAUGAAACAGCGGAAGAGCUGGCUCUCAUAGUGGCCAAGGAGAUGGAAGCGUACCCAGCUUACAUGUGGGGAUGA
Molecule: messenger RNA, 3648 nt
Organism: Closterium sp. Naga37s-1
Lineage: Eukaryota; Viridiplantae; Streptophyta; Zygnematophyceae; Desmidiales; Closteriaceae
Source: the annotation of a GenBank genome assembly